UUAUGAGCAAUAAUUUAUUCAACGUUCUCAACUUCUCUGAUACAGAAGAAGUCCCAGAAUAAUAAUAGAAAAAGUCUAAGAAAAAUAAUAACAAUAAGGAAUAGGUUAUCCCAGUUGAGUAAGUACAAAAAGAAAAUACUAAACAUGAUAAUCCCGCUCCUAAACAAAAAGGUGUUCCAGCUGAUCCACAUCCUAAAGAUAGAUAGUCUGGCACUGGAAGAGGCAAAGAACAACGAAAAGAAGGUGGUGGCAGAAACAAUUGGGGAAAUUACAAAGAUGACCUCAAAGAAGAAAAAUAUAUUGCAAAAGAGAAAAAGACUUAGGAUGCACCAAAAGAGGAAUAAAAUGAAUAAACAAUAUAACCAGUUCAACCUCCUGCUCCUGAAAAGACUCUGGCUGAUUAUUAUUAAGAAAGAGGAACUGUAAGAAUAUUAAUUAAAUUUAGAAUGUUGAAGAGGUACUCAAAAAGACUGAGACUAAAUCUUAAGUAGUCAAGUAAAUUGAUGAAGAAGCAUUGAAAAAGGAUAAACUUUUUGUCAUGAAAACAAGAGAAGAUGAAAAAAAAUUAUAAGAAUAAAAACAAAAGAAAACAAGAUAAUAAUAAACUUAUAGAAGUGAGCUAAAUACUUAAGCAGCUGAAUAUUUAGGUUUCACUAAUUAAGUAUAAGAACCUGAAAGAAAGAAUGAAAGAAGAGGAGAAAGAAGAUAAUAUGAUAAAUAAGAACCAGUUUAAGAAUAAUAAUAAUAAGGUGAAACUUAAGCUUAGGAGGAAAAAGGAGAAAGAAAGGAAAGAGGAGAUAGAUAAGAAAGAGGAGAUAGAUAAGAUAGAGGAGAUAGAUAAGAUAGAGGUCCUAGAUAAAAUAAAGGAUAUAAAGGAGAUAGAUAAGAUAGACCAUAACAUGAUAGAUCAAAUAGAGAUAACAAUACCAGAAAUUAAAGAGGAGGAGAUAAAUAAAGAAAGGGAGAUGAUAGAUAAGAAAAGAGACCUCAAUAAAGAUAAUAGGUAUUAUCAUUUAUUAAUUUUUUUAGGAAUAAGGAAUUCAAUUGGAUGACAAAGAUUUCCCAUCUUUAUGAGU
This is a messenger RNA of Paramecium pentaurelia, 1076 nucleotides long. The record is from the annotation of a GenBank genome assembly. NCBI's taxonomy places the organism in Eukaryota, Ciliophora, Oligohymenophorea, Peniculida, Parameciidae.